Messenger RNA from Thermothielavioides terrestris NRRL 8126, 2230 nucleotides. RefSeq lists its product as uncharacterized. Lineage: Eukaryota; Fungi; Ascomycota; Sordariomycetes; Sordariales; Chaetomiaceae. Gene Ontology annotation, biological process: sphingomyelin catabolic process. Gene Ontology annotation, molecular function: sphingomyelin phosphodiesterase activity. The record is from RefSeq and is a predicted model, not a curated record. The transcript has 3 exons. The coding region runs from base 59 to 1984 and encodes 641 amino acids.
CUCGACCCCUCGAUCAACACUAGUCCAUACAAGCACAGCUCCGCUGCUUCAACGUCAGAUGCGUGUCAUUCGUUCACUUCUGCUGCUGCUCGGCUGCAGCAGCGCAGCAACCGCCGUCCUGCAGGACAAACUGCAGCCGCGAUCAACGCUUGACACCAUCGAGCAGGAACUGGAGGCCGAGCUCCUCGGCGUCGUCGACUGCGCGGGCUGCCAUGCCGCCCUGGGAUUGCUGAAGCUCCUCGCCGUGUUUGGCGACUCGGCCUUCUCGGACGUGCUCGCCGACCUCUGCACGCUUUCAAAGGCCGAGGAUGCCGACGUCUGUAAGGGCAUCUUGGAGCGCGAGGGCCCCAUCAUCGCGCAGAGGGUCAGGGCUCUGGAUCUCGAUUCGGACAGCUCGCAGCUGUUCUGCACCACCUUCCUCGGCGUGUGCUCCUACCCGGACAUCCGGCCGUUCCCCGUCAAGCUCUCCCAGAAGCCGGCCAACGUGGUCCGGCCGGCCGUGAGCGGCCAGACUCCGAUCAAGGUGGUGCAUUAUUCCGACAUCCACGUCGACCCUUUCUACGAGGCGGGCUCGAACUACAACUGCACGAAGCCCAUUUGCUGUCGUCCAUAUGCCGAUAGUGAUGCCCCAGGGAAGACAUCCUUCCCCGCCGGGCCCAAUGGUGAGCACACCUGCGACGCGCCCAUCUCUCUCGAGGAGAGCAUGUAUGCCGCAAUCCGGUCCGUCGCGCCGGAUGCGGCAUUCGCGCUCUUUACGGGGGACAUCGUAGACCAUGCCAUCUGGAACACCACCCAGGCACAGAACGUCUUGGACAUCAACGACGCAUAUUCUCGCAUGGCCGCCUCGGGGCUCCCGCUUGUGUUCGGCACCGCCGGCAACCACGAGUCGAACCCUACCAACGCCUAUGAGACGGCCGCGCAGGGAUCUCAGGCCCAGUGGGUGUACGACGCGCUCAACGCGAACUGGGCCAAGUGGUUCGGCUCGGGCACCGACAACGCCGUGGAGAAGAUGGGUGCCUACAACGCGGCCUACACGUCGCCCGCGGGCGGCAAGCUGAGGGUGAUCAACCUGAACACGAAUCUGUACUACAUCGACAACUUCUAUCUGUACGAAGAGCCGAUGGAGCUGGAUCCGAGCGGCCAGUGGGCCUGGCUGGUGGCGCAGCUGGACGCCGCCGAGAAGGCCGGCGACCGCGUCUACAUCAUCGGCCACAUGCCCAUGGGCGUGUCGGAUGCCUUCCGCGAGGCGUCCAACUUCUUCGACCAGAUUGUCAACCGCUACCAAGACACGAUUGCCGCCAUGUUUUUCGGCCACACGCACGCGGACCACUUCCAGCUCAGCUACAGCGACUACUCGGCCCAGUCCUUCACCAACGCCGUCGCCAUGAGCUACAUCGUGCCCUCGCUGACGCCGACGUCCGGCAUGCCGGCCUUCCGCAUCUACACGGUCGACCCGGUGACCUUCGCGGUGCUCGACGCGGAGACGUACAUCGCCGACACGAGCGACCCGUCCUUCCAGACGGCCUCGCCGGUGUGGAAGAAGUACUACUCGGCGAAGGCGGCGUACGGCCCGCUCGUGCAGCCGCCCGUGGCCGCCGACGACGCGGCCGCCGAGCUGUCGCCGGCCUUCUGGCACAACGUGACGGCCGCGCUGGCCGCCGACCAGGCCGCCUUCGACGCCUACUAUGCGCGUAAGUCGCGCGGCUGGGCCGUGUCCGCGUGCACGGGCGACUGCGUCACGAACGAGAUCUGCGCGCUCCGCGCCGCACGCAGCCAGGAUAACUGCGCCGUGCUGCAGCCCGGGCUGCACUUUGCGAAGCGGGCCGCCGAGGCUGAGGCUGUGGGCGCGAACGGGAUGAAGAGGCAUCGGGACGAGUGCGGCGUGCCCGUGGCGCGGGAGGCGUUGGCUGCGCUGGCGACGAAAGACGGGUUGGGCUUGUUGAGGCGGCGCGUGCAGGAGGGGGUGCGGGCUGGGCGGCUGUAGUUGAUGUGUGAUGUGUGAUGUGGGCAGUGAAGGGAUGCGGAAGGACGAUGGUGAGCCGCGGAAAGACUGCUGUAGCGUCCUUCUGCCUCGGCCCAGGACUGCGGUAUUCUUGGACCGCUAGUAUCUAAUGCUGUUGUUCGUAAUUCAAGUACCUAACGUUGCAUGCGGAAUCACCUAGGGUAUCUAGUACGGCAUAUUACGUCCUUGCUCCACGAAACAGGGGAAGACCCGACUCGAACAUGUAGC